AGCGGGCAAUUGUCGUCCCUGCCUGCGCACAAUGGCGCCUCUCCCAGCGACCCGUUUCGCCAUAAGGACGGGCCUCCGGAACGGACUGUGGUCGCUAGUAGAGGUUCCACUGUAUUGUUAGAAGAGAAUUUGUCAUCGUAAUUUAAUGUAAAGAUCCUGAAAUGUUUGCCGUGGACGAGGGUGGGGUGGGGGUGAUUUGUGCAGCCUAUACAUGGUUGUUGUUGUUGUUUUCUACAAUCAAGUAGCAUAUAUAUUUUGUGAAAUAAUAAUAAUAAUAAUAAUAAUAAUAAUAAUAAUAAAUUUAUACCCCGCCCAUCUGGCUGGGUUUCCUUAGCUACUCUGGGCAGCUUCCAAUAAAAUAUUAAAAUACAAUAGUCCUUCAGAUAUUAAAAGCUUCCCUAAACAGGGCUGCCUUCAGAUGCCUCCAAAAAAUAUGGUAGGGUGGGCACUACUACGGAGAAGACCCUCUGCCUGGUUCCCUGUAACUUCACUUCUUGCAGUGAGGGAACUGCAAGAAGGCCCUCGGCGCUGGACCUCAGUGUUGGGGCAGAACGAUGGGGGUGGAGACGCUCCUUCAGGUAUACUGGACGGAGGCCGUUUAGGGCUUUAAAGGUCAACACCAACACUUUGAAUUGUGCUCGGAAACGUACUGGGAGUCAAUGUAGGUCUUUCAAGACCGGUGCUAUGUGGUCUUGGCGGCUGCUCCCAGUCACCAGUCUAGUGGCCGCAUUCUGGAUUAGUUGUAGUUUCCGGGUCACCUUGAAAGGUAGCCCCACGUAGAGCGCAUUGCCGUAGUCCAAGCAGGAGAUAACUAGAACAUGCACCACUCUGGCGAGACAGUCUGCGGGCAGGUAGGGUCUCAGCCUGCAUUCCAGAUGGAGCUGGUAAACAGUUGCCCUGGACGCAGAAUUGACCUGUGCCUCCAUGGACAUUAAAAACAGACAUUUAUGACACAGCAAUAUUAGUCAUAUCCAGUCCUUUUUUUCUAGAAAAAGAGGUGCCAGUACUCAGCAUGAAGUUGUUAAGGUAAAUGCCACACUUUUAAACAACAACAACAAAGAGGUGCCGGUACUGCAUACCCUUGUGUACCCCCUGGGGGGAAAAGCAUUGGUCAUAUCUGUUAAUUUCAACAGGUUUACUUUCAGUAGGACUAACUCACAGUGGAUUCAACUCACAGUGAUUUCAAUGUGAACGACCAAGGAAAUGUGUAAUGGAGCAUAACAAAUAAUUGCUCACAGCAGGCAGUGUGUGAUCUGUUUUUCCCCCCUAGGAACCUCUGAAAUGAUCUGCCGUUCCAUUGCCCACCAAACUGAAUCAGUGGUUAUGUGUGCUGAGUAAGUAUCUUCAUGCUUGUUGUAGCAGAAAAGUUUUGGGGAGGGGGGGAAUAAAGAAAAUAAUUAUCCCCCCCCAGCCGCGGCUUCAGCGCACCCCGCGCUCCGGGCAGCAGGCUGCUAUCCGCAGCCUAGGGAGCCCUGCGGGAACUCCCGCGGGCUCCCCAGGCUUGCUGAUAGCUUCCUGAAGCCUGGAGAGCGAGAGGGGUCGGUGCGCACCGACCCCUCUCGCUCUCCAAGCUUCAGCGAAACCCUGCAUUCGCCCCAUAGGACGCACACAGAUUUCCCCUUCAUUUUUGGAGGGGGAAAAGUGCGUCCUAUAGGGCGAAAAAUACGGUAUUUCCCCUCACUUUUUAACCCUUCCACAUGAGCCCAGAAAAAAGCUGAUUUUGCCAACAUAGUGAAUUUGCCAACCUUUAGAAUGGGUGUUCACCUUUGUAUUUUGAUUUUUAUGCCUUUGGACCCAAUCCCUCUGGCUUUAAUGAUAAGAAGAGCUCUGCUGGAUCAGGCCAUUAAACUACUUUUACAGAAAAGCACCACAUCAACCCAUAAAAAGCCAUUAGGAUUCUUCUCCUAAGGCAAAAUGGCCCUGCGGUUGAGAGGGAAAGUGCAGCUGGAGUUAAGGUGAACUUCUCUCCGGCAAAUAAGCUCAAGCUGUUCCCAACUGUCCCGUCAGCCACACUUACCAUCCAAUGAGAGCAGUGGUACAUUGGGCAAUGGGAGAAGUGUCAUUUGCCAGGGCUUCAGAGCCCUUUACAAGGCAAGCCUUCCCGACAGUAAUGGACAUCAUCUCUCCCAAUGGCUGCCCUCACUGCCUUAAUGCACCUUUGGUGCAUGAUCUGAAGCCUCCUGGCCAAGGUGGGUGAACUGGAGUUCUUGGCUUUAAGGCCAUAUGGUUUAAAGUGGGCAGAAAGAGUGAGAAGCACUGAUCUCAGGAAGGCAUGGUGGGACAUACUAGAGGUGAUUCAGAACUGGGGUUGUUUUCCUGAGAUGGAAAAGGAAAUCAAGGAAACAUUCAAAAUAUAGAAGUUGGUUAUAUUAGGCAUGUCAUGUGGAAAGUGGCCUGGGGAAAUGUGUUUGUCGCUCUCUCUGAACUCUAGAACAUGUGGACAUUCAAUGAAGCUGAAUGCUAGAAGAUUCAGAUAAAGAAAGAACUUAUCCAUACAGUGCAAAAUUAAACUAUGGAACUAAUUCCCACAGAAAGCAGAGAAAGCUUCCAAUGUGGAUGGCUUUGAAAAGGGAUUAAAUAAUUGGGCAGAGUAUAAGGCUACCAGUGGCUCCUAGCUAUGCUGGCUAUAGUCUGCCUCUAUGGUCGGAAUCAGAUUUGACCAGCGGCCACUGAGAAUGGGAUGCUGAACUAGCAUUAUAUUUGGGUGCAGAGCAUCAGCCACAGGGGCUGAAUGUUGCACUCUGGGCCACUUCAUUUCCCUCUGACCCCAGACCCCACCCCUGCACCAUUGCCCCUCUUUUGCACCAUCCUUGAGUGGCAUCUGACUGGUGUGAAUGUGUCUUGCUUGCUUGGUUGGAGGGUAGAGAAAGGUGUGUGGCUGUGUGUAGGAACCAACCUACUUGUCCAGUGGGAAAGUUCGCAUUUGCUUUCCAUUUUGCUCUCUGGUCCGCCCACAGCUGACAUGUGGCCCCCAGGAAGGUUGCAUAGAAAGGAAUGUGGCCCUAGGGGUGCCACCCUUGCAAUAUGCCAUUGCAGGAAAAUGCUGCAAAGUGUAUGAUGUGUUAUGUACUGAAGUUCUCACCCUGGGCCAGCAGGGGGAUACUGUAGAUAGUUAUGCAAAUGAAGGAUCGAAAGUGACGUUCAGUGAUUGGAUAGUUUGUAUGCAAAUGAAGGAUUGAAAGUGACAUUCAGUGAUUGGCUAGUUACAGAAAAUGGUUACUGUUGCAUUCUAUUGGAGCUCUAUAUAAGCAGGCUGACCGAGCUCCUCAGUUCAGUUCUGUUCCAGCUUACAAAUAAAGAGCUGCUUUGGAAGAAUCGCUGUGUCGUCUGAUAUGUUCGCCCAUGACUUAACAUGAUGAAUGCUGAUGACAUCUUGCCUUCUCUUUAGGUUUCGUUUAGCUCCUGAGCAUCCGUAUCCAGUCCCUGUACUGGACUGUUUAACUGCUGUAAUAUACUUUAUGAAAAAUGCAAAGGAAUAUGGAGUGGACGCCAGCCACAUUGCCAUUGCUGGGGAGAGUAUUGGAGGCACUUUUACUGCAGCCAUUUGCCAAGAACUGGUGACCAGAGAGGACCUCCCAAGAGUGCGAGCUCAGGUCCUCAUUUACCCAUUCCUCCAAGGAAUGGACUUCAAUCUGCCAUCCUAUCAGCAAAACCAUUCAAUUCCUCCCUUGUUCCGGAAAAGAGCUGUCAGUCUUGGUUUGACAUAUCUCACUGGGAAGACAAUGAAUGUAGAUGGAGUUCUGAAAGGCGCCCAUGUCCCUCCUGAUUUGAGAGAGAAAUACCAAAAAUGGAUCAAUGCUGAUAACAUUCCGGAAGAAUUUAAAGCUAGGGGCUAUGUUCCUGUAGAACCUGCUCCAUUUUCAGAAGAACUUUAUGAACAAGUUAAAAGAGGUACUGAGACAAUGUUUGCCCCCCUUCUAGCAGAGGAUGACAUAAUCCGCCAGCUCCCGGAGACUUUCAUUCUAACCUGUGAAUAUGAUGGAUGCCGGGACGAUGGGCUGUUGUACAAGAAGCGGCUAGAGGACAAUGGUGUGCCAGUGACAUGGUAUCAUGUUCAAGAUGGAUUCCACGGAAUAAUGGCCUUUGCUGGUUGGGGGCCACUUGAAUUCCCGAGCACACAGAAAUGUUUGCAGAGUGUAAUACAGUUCUUAAAAGAUUUAUAGAAAUGAAUGACCUUCUUUGUCUUCCAAUGGCUGUCUUCUGCUUCUGUGGAGGGAAAUUUUGUUCCUCAUUGUGCCAAUCCUUAAGUUAAAAGAAAAACUCAGGUCCAAGGUUUUGUCAGGCUAAUUUAUUAAAAUCACCAUUGUGUUUGUAAGUACAUAAGCAAAGCUCUGUUGGACCAGGCCAUUGCCCCACUUUGUCCAUAAUCCUACUCUCACAGAGACCAAGCAGGUGCCUCCUGAGAUGCCCACAAACAGGACCUGGGUGCAAGAGAAGUUUCCCUGCUUGUAAUUCCUAGCAAAUAGCAUUAAUACUGCAUGCAGUAGUGGAGGGGAAACAUACCCAUGGCCUCCUCUAUGAAUUGGCCCAAUCCUCCGUUAAAACCGUC
Podarcis lilfordi (Lilford's wall lizard) is the source of this 4549-nucleotide messenger RNA. The record is from the annotation of a GenBank genome assembly. Lineage: Eukaryota; Metazoa; Chordata; Lepidosauria; Squamata; Lacertidae.